AUGGAGCUUUUGGCCCUGAUUCGCCCUCUUUUCACAUAUACAUCACACGAAAGCCCGCCUCGAGGGGAGUGUCAUCCAGCAAGACAAUUCCACAUCGACAUCACAUCCCGCAUUUACACCAACAACCAAGCAACCAUGGCAAGCAUCACUGCCUCCGUCAAGCAGACCAAGCUUGAAAGAAAGAUCAAGCUCCUAAAACUCCAGGUCAAGCACCUUCACGCGGAGAACGCCCGGGUAAAGGCGGAGAAGAAGCGAGCCACCCACAGAGGAAGCUACGCAUCACCAGCGCUUAGUCGCCAUCUGGCAAGGGGACAAAAGCUUCCAUCAUCUGAACCACACACCGCAUGUCACCACGCUCGCCACACCGCCCAUAACCAACUCGCCACAGUGCCACUAUCGUCGCCGAACAUGACAUCAGGCGACUCGGGUGGUCACCAAAACCAGAGCCCUUCAGCAGCAGGGAAGGGAGUUGCGAGUCGUGACGGGCGUACCCGAGUUGUGUGCUGGUGA
Messenger RNA from Zasmidium cellare ATCC 36951, 510 nucleotides. RefSeq lists its product as uncharacterized. The record is from RefSeq and is a predicted model, not a curated record. The transcript has a single exon. Lineage: Eukaryota; Fungi; Ascomycota; Dothideomycetes; Mycosphaerellales; Mycosphaerellaceae. The coding region runs from base 1 to 510 and encodes 169 amino acids.